Molecule: messenger RNA, 1632 nt
Organism: Caenorhabditis elegans
Lineage: Eukaryota; Metazoa; Nematoda; Chromadorea; Rhabditida; Rhabditidae
Gene: bath-38
Product: BTB and MATH domain-containing protein 38
Exons: 6
Coding region: 189-1352 (387 amino acids)
Source: RefSeq, marked reviewed
AAGAAUUCUGCAUUAUUGCGUCAACGUGUGUACACACCCAUCUCUUUUUCUCCUCUCUCUCACAUCUCUCAAUUGCUUCAUCUUCCCGCCGCCGUCUAGUAAUACGAAUGGUUGUUUGCAGAGAGUCACACGUUCGUUCACAAUAAAAAAGAACAACAAUUAUUUAGUCACAACUACUUUUUAAUAAAAUGAGUGAACAAUAUACUACUCCCGAACGAGAAAAUCCGGAUGACGAGAGAGCUUUUGAUAGAGUCUUCGAUGCAUUAUCAAUAAGUUGUCCGUGUGAUAAUCCUUCGAACAUACCAAAUAGAUUAUUUGCAAGUCCACCUACACAAAGUGCCCCGGAACAAAUCGAUAAUGGUGCAGCAGAUGUUCAGCCAUUCGACUUUCAAGCAUAUAACCAGCCACGGUUAGCAAGGACGGAAGGAAUGUUAAAAUUGGAGAUUCCGAACUUUUCGAAUUUAAGAUCAAAAGUCAGUACGCCUUUUCAAUACAUCGGGAACUUACCUUGGAGGUUAGCAGCGAAAACGGAGAAAACAAAACGAACAUCAGAUGUGAAAUUCUUCUCAGUAUACAUUGACUGUAAUCCAGAGUCAGAAUCAACUCUUUGGUCUUGUGACGCUGUUGUUGAAUUCCGAUUAGUGUCAAGAAAUCGAACGAUCCCUCCGUUCUCACGUCAGUUUACGAACAAGUUCAACUAUAAUUCGAAUAAUUGGGGAUUUCCGUCUUUCAUGGCCUGGGAAGAUGUGAAUAAUUCAAAUUACGUGAGAAACGAAAUGGUGACUGUCACUGCACGAGUUGUUGUUCAAAAAGUGCUUGGUGUCAGGAACGUACCGAAAUAUGAUUUUGGAGCAAUGCAGACGAACAUUUGUGAUAUGACAUUGGUUAUCAACAAACAGAAAUUGUUUGUAAAUAAGGCGUAUCUUGCUCUCUACUCGCCAGUCUUUUAUGCCAUGUUCUUCUCAAAUUUCCAAGAACGGGAAAAAACACAAGUAGAGCUGGAAGAUGUGGUCCUCGAAGAAUUCCGUGAGUUGCUUCACGUCAUCUAUCCAUGCCACAAGCCAAUCACAUCGGAUAACGUGGAAUAUUUGUUGGAACUCGGAGAUAAAUAUGAAAUACAAUAUGUGAUGGAUGAGUGUGAACGAUUUCUCGUUGGAUCCGAGGAUAUUCUACAAAUUACCAAGUUGAUGUGGGCUGAUCAAUACUUGUUGGCAAAGCUUCAGGACAGCUGCCUUCGAAACAUCAAGGAAGUAUCCGACGUUAAAGCGAUCAAAUUGACAGAAGAAUUCAAAAAUCUCAGUGAUGCUACAAAAGCUGCUCUUCUUGAAAAAGUUCUGAAAAUCGUGAACUAGUAUUCAUUUCCCUUCAUCUCGCUAUUGCUUUCUUUCAACUCAGUUUCUCAAUGAAAAGCUUUUUCAAAAUAACAAACAUAGGAAUAUUAACUGAAUUUGACAAAAUACUGAAAUUUUAAAAAACUCAAGCGGCAAUAGAAAUUUUAAAUGAAAUCCUGAACUAUUUAACUAACCAUUUUAGUUUCAAAAAUAUAAAUUAUUCUGUGAAAAUUUUGAUUAAUUGCACUUGUUUCAAUGAAACAUGCUGAGAAAUUAUCGGAAUUUCUCGAAAACAAUUUUU